AGACAGAGAUCGACGAUUUAUUUACAUGACAGUUCAAAAGUGAGGUUAGAAACCCGCGUCCAACUAAACCCAUCAAAAAAAAUCCAAAAUAUUUACCUCUCAAAAUGUUACUUAAAGUCUUCAUUACGAAUUGUUCGAUCGUUUUUUAUCAGCGGCAACAAAAUAUUGGAAAACUAUGGAAAUGCGGUACAGUUUUAAUAGGUUCAGGAUUAGCGCUUUCCGCGUUAAACUUAAAGGCGGAAAUGGCUAAAGCGAUAACCUCAACAAACCCAAGUACAUUUAUGGCAACCCCGGUGACCCCUAUAAAAGAUCUCAUUGAUAAUCCGAACGACAUGAAAUCGCGUAUGGAACUAAUGAUUCUUCGAGUCCAAGAAGAGGUGUGUCGUGCUUUAGAAAAUGAAGAAGAAAAUGGGAAAAAAUUCACCGUCGAUCGUUGGGAACGCAAAGAAGGAGGUGGCGGUAUAACUUGUGUCUUACAAGAUGGAAAAGUUUUUGAAAAAGCUGGCGUAAACAUUUCCGUUGUACACGGUCAAUUAACCCCAAACGCCAUUGCAAUGAUGCGAGCUCGAGGAAAAAAAUUAUCUCAAGAUCGAUUACCGUUUUUCGCAGCGGGAAUCAGUUCUGUUAUUCAUCCAAGAAAUCCCCAUGUUCCAACUAUUCAUUUCAACUAUAGGUAUUUCGAGGUAAAAGAUGGUGAUCAAAUAUAUUGGUGGUUCGGUGGUGGUACAGAUUUAACGCCGUAUUAUUUAAACGAAGAGGACGCGCGACAUUUUCACAAAGUUCUUAAAGAAACUUGUGAUAAACACAAUAAAUCUUAUUACGAGAUGUUUAAGAAAUGGUGUGAUGAUUACUUUUAUAUACAACAUAGGGGUGAAAGGAGAGGUGUUGGGGGAAUAUUUUUUGAUGAUUUAGAAAAUCCUUCGCAGGAGAAAGUUUUUAAAUUCGCAGAGGAUUGUGCAGAUGCUGUUAUACCUUGUUAUAUACCAAUUGGUGAGUAAAGAAAAUUGAUUAAU
This is a messenger RNA of Onthophagus taurus, 1013 nucleotides long. NCBI's taxonomy places the organism in Eukaryota, Metazoa, Arthropoda, Insecta, Coleoptera, Scarabaeidae. The record is from RefSeq and is a predicted model, not a curated record.